Oryzias latipes (Japanese medaka) is the source of this 4186-nucleotide messenger RNA. It is a transcript of the gene ap3b1a, whose product is annotated as adaptor related protein complex 3 subunit beta 1a. Gene Ontology annotation, cellular component: clathrin adaptor complex; AP-3 adaptor complex; membrane coat. Gene Ontology annotation, biological process: intracellular protein transport; vesicle-mediated transport. The record is from RefSeq and is a predicted model, not a curated record. Lineage: Eukaryota; Metazoa; Chordata; Actinopteri; Beloniformes; Adrianichthyidae.
CGGAUCUCCAGAGCAGGAGGAACAUCUGAAUGAGCGUAGUCCAGCUGAGAGAAGGAGGUGUUGCCCUCGGGGAUCAGGAUGACUUGCUGUUUGUGAGUUGACAGGGUAUCUUGUGACUUUUUUUUUUUUUUUUUUUUGGCAGAAGAGGAAGGGAGGAAGUGAAUGACACAAAUCACAGUGCAGCCUGUGCAGUUUUUGUCCUUAGUUCCCAGUUUUGAGCAGCUGUGAUUGAUUCGAGAAAGCGCUGGGGGAAGACGAGCUGAGCUUUCCAUCCGUGGACUUCCAGCCAGCUCUUGCAGGAGAGUCGCUGCGGGGACGGCGGCUGGUAUGGACCGCGGCUUCCCUUCUUUACGGUCUGAGGCGGCUGGAGCCGUCAGGACAAUGCUGGCUUCUGCCGAGAGCUUACAGCUCACUCUGAAGCCUGAGCUCAGUCAGGAAGAGCAGGCCCUCACACACACCAACGGCAAACCAAAGGAGACGCACAAAGCCGGGAAUGAAGACCUGAAAGAGAUGCUGGAGAGCAACAAGGAGUCCCUCAAACUGGAGGCCAUGAAGAGGGUUGUUGGGCUCAUCUCUAAAGGGAAAAAUGCAUCCGAGUUGUUUCCAGCUGUUGUGAAGAACGUUGCGAGUAAGAACAUCGAGUUAAAGAAACUUGUGUAUGUGUACCUGGUGAGGUAUGCAGAGGAGCAGCAGGACUUGGCUCUGUUGUCCAUCAGCACCUUUCAGCGGGCACUUAAGGAUCCAAACCAGUUUAUCCGAGCGAGUGCUCUAAGGGUUUUGUCCAGCAUUCGAGUGCCUAUAAUUGUACCCAUUAUGAUGCUGGCCAUCAAAGAGGCUGCCACUGACCUGUCUCCAUACGUGAGGAAGACUUCUGCUCAUGCAAUCCAAAAGCUGUACAGCUUGGAUCCAGACCAGAAGGAGCAGCUGAUCGAAGUGAUCGAGAAACUCCUCAAAGACAAGAGCACCCUUGUGGCCGGCAGUGUUGUGGUGGCCUUCGAGGAGGUCUGCCCCGAUCGCAUCGAUCUGAUUCACAAGAACUACAGGAAGCUGUGCAACCUGCUGGUGGAUGUGGAGGAGUGGGGUCAGGUGGUCAUCAUCUCCAUGCUGACGCGCUACGCCAGAACGCAGUUCACCAGCCCCUGGAAGGAGGAUGCCGUGUUUGAUGAGAACAACGAGAAAACCUUCUAUGACUCGGACUCGGAGGAGAAAAAGGGUCCGACCGAAGCCAAACCGUACAUGAUGGAUCCAGACCACAGACUCCUGCUGAGGAACACCAAACCUCUGCUGCAGAGCCGGAACACCGCGGUCGUGAUGUCUGUUGCUCAACUUUACUGGCACCUGGCGCCAAAACACGAAGUUAGUGUCGUCACCAAGUCUCUUGUUCGGCUGCUGAGGAGCCACAGAGAGGUGCAGUACAUCGUUUUGCAGAACAUUGCCACCAUGUCCAUUCAGAGGAAGGGAAUGUUUGAGCCGUACAUGAAGAGCUUCUACGUGAGGUCCACUGACCCCACGCACAUAAAGACCUUGAAGCUGGAGAUCCUGACCAAUCUGGCCAAUGAAGCCAACAUCUCCACCAUUCUGAGGGAAUUUCAGACAUAUGUAAAGAGUCAGGACAAAGCGUUUGCUGCCGCCACCAUUCAGGCCAUCGGCAGGUGUGCCACUAACAUCUCAGAAGUGACGGACACCUGCCUCAACGGUCUGGUCCUACUGCUUUCCAACAGAGACGAAACCGUUGUCGCAGAAAGUGUGGUGGUCAUCAAGAAGCUGCUUCAGACCCAGCCAACGCAGCACAGCGAGAUCAUCAAACACAUGGCUAAGCUUUUCGACAACAUCACUGUGCCGAUGGCGAGGGCCAGCAUCCUGUGGUUGAUGGGCGAGUACUGUGACAGGGUGCCAAAGAUUGCGCCCGAUGUGCUUCGAAAGAUGGCGAAAAUUUUCACUACCGAGGAGGACAUCGUCAAGUUACAGACCGUCAACCUGGCUGCCAAACUCUACUUGACUAACUCCAAGCAGACCAAGCUGCUGACCCAGUACAUCCUGAACCUCGGCAAAUACGACCAGAACUAUGACAUCCGAGACCGCACGCGCUUUAUCAGGCAGCUGAUCGUACCCAGCGAGAAAAGCGGCGCCCUCAACAAGUACGCCCGCCGCAUCUUACUGGCCCCUAAACCCGCUCCGGUGCUGGAGUCGGCCUUCAAAGAUCGAGAUCGUUUCCAGCUGGGAACGCUCUCCCACAGCCUGAACGUUAAAGCCUCUGGGUACCAGGAGCUCUCCGACUGGCCGGCCGUCGCCCCCGACCCGUCUGUGAGGAACGUGGAGGUCAUUGAACCGGUGAAGGAGUGGGCACCAUCACUUGGAAAGGCUAAACAGCCGAAAUCAGAUGCAAAAUUUUACUCAGAUGAUGAAGAAAAGGAAGAGGAAGGAUCUGAACGCAGCACCAGCAGCGAAGACGACAGCAGCAGCAGCAGCAGCAGCAGUAAAGACUCGGACAGUGGGAGCGAGGAGGAAAGCAGUGAGGAGUCAGAGAAGACCUCCAGUGGUUCUGGAGGGAGCUCCAGCGGAUCAGAAAAGAGCUCCAGCGAUGCUGAAUCUGAGCAAAGGCAGAAGAAGAAGACCAAGAAAAGGACAAGGAAGCCAGCAGCUUCUGACAGUGACUCGGAUGAGAAUGGAAACGCGGAUCAGGCCAGCAGCUCAGCGACUGAAAGCUCCUCCGAGUCCGAGUCCGACUCUGGCUCGGACUCACCAGCACCCCAAAAGAAGGCAGAAGCCAACACCCAACCCAAGAUGGCAGUAAAGUCCAAGAAGGAGGUGUCUCUACUGGAUCUAGAUGACUUUUCUCCUGUAGUCACAAACGCUCCAAAGCCUUCAGUCAUCUCCUCCAGCCUGCUGUCCGACCUCGAAGGCCUCUCUCUUUCCAACGUCUCCUCCGCUGUGCAGGUCACGUCUCCGUCUUUCGGUCCGGUAAAAACCUACGAGCUGCUGCACCACAUGACGGGAAAAGGGCUGGCGGCCAAGUACCAUUUCCCCAGACAGCCAUGUUUGUACCAGCCCAGCAUGGUGUCGGUGCAGGUCAUACUGACCAACAACUCGGACCACGCCCUGGAGGAGAUCCAUAUAGGGGAGCGCAGCCCGGCCAGCCUGAACGUCCACUGCUUUAACACCAUUGAGCGUCUGGAGCCGGGGGCGUCGGUAACGGUUUCCAUGGGUGUCGACUUUAGCGACUCGACACAAGCAGCCAACUUCCAGCUGUGUACCAAGGAGGACCAGUUCGGCGUGUCCAUCCAGCCCGCCGUGGGAGAGCUGCUGAUGCCCUUCACCAUGACAGAAGCUGACUUCAGCAGAGAGCAAAGAAAUCUGCAGGGCAUGAACGAAACCUCGGCAACCGUCACCAUGGCAACAGCCAACACCCCCCGCCAGGCCAUCAGCAAGCAGGUGCUGUCUGUAGCCAAUGUCGGAGCGGUGUCAUCCAGCCAGGACAACAUGCUCAGGUUCUCCGGACGGACAGUCAGCAGCAAAGCUCUGCUUCUGGUUUCUCUGGACCUGAAGGACUCGUCCGCCGUCCUGCUCACCAUCAACACCGAGAAAACCGUCAUGGCGUCCAUGUUGCUCCGAGACCUGACGCGAGCCCUGGCCCAGGCGUAGAGCGUGCUGCCUUUAACCGCUGCAGUGGCUUUAAGUCUGAACAUGAAGAUCUCACAUAUUUAUUCCCAUGUUUCAGCCCAGAUGCUGGAUUUUCACCACCGUUUCCUCCAGAAUCCAGCAGGGAUGAUCUGUGGUUUGAAGAGCAGCGUAAAAAAUAACUAAACACUUAUUUUUAUUUAAAGAAAAGUUCUGAAAUGUGGGAAUAAAUAUGAUCAUUUUGACUCCAGUAAAAGUAUUUCAAAAUUCAACGUGCCACUUUACUUUAUUACGCAGAAAAACCUGAUAAAACAUACAGAGUUGAUAUUAACCUUUUUCGCAUGUUUAUCCAUCUAAACAAGAAAUUAGAUGCUUUCAUGGUUUUUCAAAUUGACAUUUCCUGUUAAUUAUUAAGGAAAAACAUGAGUUUCCAAUAAAUUAUUUUCCUUUGCAAAGCUUUUGUUUAAAGUCUAUAAAAAUGUCUUCAAGGCUGGAAAAAAACAGGCUCCACCCACUUUUAUAAUCUGUGUUUUCUGAACAAUAAACUUGAUCAAAACUGGAAAUGCAA